AUGGGUGCACAAGUAGUGGAUUAUCGUGUAUCUACCAUUGUGGUUCUUUGCAAAGAUUGUGGGCAAGACGUCGGUCUUUAUCCAGCCCGGCACAAAUGUGAACAAGUCAUCCGGCCGCCCAUGCCCAUGUUGCCUUCCCACCUGAAUGGAACCGACCCGGCACCAAAAGUUGCGCGAAAACCAGUACCCAAAUGGUCUCAAUUCGGCAGCCGAUCGACCACUUCCAUCAAACAACCUCAAGAUGACGAGGAUUCAUCCGUUUAUUUCGACAAGUUCGCAGCAUACCUCCCGGAAACCGAGCCUGCCGGAAAACGACUGUGGGGAAAAGUGCGUCAAAACGAAAAAUGGAAGCAAUUAAGCAGUCCACAGGACAAGCCGAAAUCGAGCGGUAAACUAUGGGGCAAAUUGAUGCAAGCGACGCAGAACAUGGCUGAUAAAAUACCGUCAAGAGACGAGCGGGGACCAGAGUCGGAUGACGAUGAUUGGGAAGGAGAAACGCAUGUAUCGAGGAUUCUGCGUGAAUAUUACGAGAAAAAAGGUCAACGACUGCCCGAAUGGAUGCGCGAUGCUCGUACACCCGUUUAUGCUCCCGCUGCACCUAGAGAAACGCAACCGGUAAUGGUGCCUGACCGAUCAUCACAAAAUGCCCGUAUGGAACGUCGUUCAGAUCGCCGAAGAUUGUGGGAUCAGGAAGAGGAUGCAUCACGCAUGGUCUCCAGUCGAGAACGAGAACGACAACAACUUCGUCAGGCACGAACUGCAUCACCGCCAGUGUCGGCGGCAUAUGACAGACCUGCCUAUCCCACUAAUUACAGUUCGUCGCCUUACGAUCGGCCGCAACGACGAUACGAUGAGGAACCCACAUCACUACGGUCCAGCCGACACCGCUUCUCGGAAGACGAGUAUCAAUACAUGCAUUCCCAUAAACCGGCGCCUUCUCUUUCUUCUGCCAACACCAGAGACCCUCUGGCUUCUCCUUACAGACAGUAUCCAUCCGAACCUCAACGCGGAGGCUAUUUCUAA
Messenger RNA from Radiomyces spectabilis, 1023 nucleotides. RefSeq lists its product as uncharacterized. The record is from RefSeq and is a predicted model, not a curated record. The coding region runs from base 1 to 1023 and encodes 340 amino acids. The transcript has 4 exons. NCBI's taxonomy places the organism in Eukaryota, Fungi, Mucoromycota, Mucoromycetes, Mucorales, Radiomycetaceae.